Messenger RNA from Lodderomyces pseudojiufengensis, 1110 nucleotides. It is a transcript of the gene MTG1, whose product is annotated as putative GTPase. Lineage: Eukaryota; Fungi; Ascomycota; Pichiomycetes; Serinales; Debaryomycetaceae. The transcript has a single exon. Gene Ontology annotation, cellular component: mitochondrion. Bases 1 to 1110 code for a protein of 369 amino acids. The record is from RefSeq and is a predicted model, not a curated record. Gene Ontology annotation, molecular function: GTPase activity; GTP binding.
AUGUCAAAGUUUAUACCGAGAUCAACAUUUCCCAGCUAUAAUAUUCCCUUAUCUAGCUUUAAAGGUCACCAUCAAAAAGCUUUAUCGAAACUAGGACAUCUUUCACCCCAACUUGAUUUAAUAAUUGAAGUACGAGAUUGUCGAGCUCCUAUUGCUUCAACCAAUGCUUUAUUUGACAAACUAUUAGCAACGAAAAGAAAACUUAUACUAUACAGCAAGAAGGAUUUAUCAAUACUAAAACCAAACCUACUAGAUAAAUGGCACGCUUUCAAUAAUGAAACGUAUAUGUUUAUUGAUUGCAGAAACAGAAAUGACUGUAAAAGAUUAAUCAAUACCAUACGGAAUAUAUAUGAAAAUUUGGAAUCAAAACCUCCAUUAGGAUUGAGAUCGAUGAUUAUUGGCAUGCCCAAUGUUGGUAAAUCUACAUUGGUGAAUACCUUGAGACAGGUAGGGUUGGAAAACGACAAAGCUUCAAUUUCUACAAAAAUAAAAAAAGUUGCCAAAACGGGAGGACAGCCUGGAGUCACCAGAUCGACAAGUGAAAUAAUUAGAUUAUCUAAUGAUCCAGAAAUAAUGGUGUAUGAUACGCCAGGUAUAAGUUUACCGACAGUGAAGGACUCAGGUACGAUGUUAACUUUGGGAUUGGUUGGAUGUAUUCAUGACUCAUUUAUAGACCCUGUGAUAUUAGCAGACUAUUUAUUAUAUCUAUUAAACUUUCAAGACCCGCUGGGAAAGUUAUAUAGCGACUAUAUGUCACAUCCAACCAAUGACAUUUAUGAGUUAAUGUAUAAUAUUGCUAAACAUAGAAACACUUUGAGACCCAAUGGGACAUAUGAUGAAUUAGGAGUUGCAACGCAUUGGAUCAAUUUAUGGAAACAAGGUAAGUCAAAAAAGUAUAGGGGCUUAUUUGACCUUUCAGCCAUUCAAGAUAUUAAUGAAGAGAACUGGAAAGAGAUAAAUAAUUUGGAAAGAGAAAGAGUUGGUCUGAUGAAAGUUCAUCAAAAAUUGGUUGACAGUUUCGGUAGUAAUGGUGCUUCAAAAACUUUUAAUAGGAAAAGAACCGCUAAAGACAGAGAUGCUGACAUGAAGAAUAGAAUGUUCAAACUUUAA